AUGUCCGAGGAACGAGCCCCGCGCUCCCGCUUUGACAGCGACGACGCUGACCGCCCCGUCCGCUCGCGCUUCGAUACCGACCGCCGCUCACGCUCGCCUUCGCGACGCGAGUCCGAGUCGCAUCGCGCGCGCAGCCCAGUCACUCGUGAAGCUUCAGACAGCCCCGCCGCCGGUGGCAUCAAGAACAAGGCAGCAGCAGCAGCGGCUGCGGCGGCUGCGAGGAUCAACGCGCAGAUCCAAGCGAAGAAGGGCAUCCAGCAUGUCGACGUGCCACCUAUUCGCUCUGUAUGUGCCAGCUUUGUGCCGCUUCACAUGUGCAACACUAACGCAUCUCAGGUGCCUACUCCUCCAGUCGUCAAGUCGCCCUCUGCUGGCCCCGGCCAGGCUGUCUCCAGCGACAUCUAUCAGCAGGACGGGGACUUUAUCAAGGACAUUGAGAUCAACGAUCUGCGUAACCGUUACACACUGACUAAAGGAGCUGUACAAAAAAGGGAUCAUGCUUUCCUUGCAGUCUCUGCGUCAUCUGCCCAGUGCGGAACCGUCGAGCUGCAAGCUUGCUUCGUGUCCAAGGAAGGUCUGGACAAAGCCACCAAGAUGAUCGAGGAGAUGAUGAAAGAAGAUCUGCCUAACCUUGUAGAUGAGCGCCGUUUCCGUCGCCGCGAACCAGACAACGUUGAGCGCGACGAGUAUGGCCGACGCAAAUGGCCUGAAGAGAAGAUCUUUGUAGGUCUUGAGCCCAUCAGUGGCUUUAACCUGCGAGCACAGGUAGUUGGUCGUGGUGGCGACAACGUCAAGUACAUCCAGCAAGAAACCACCUGCAAGGUCCAGAUCAAGGGUCGCGGCUCCGGCUUCAUGGAGCCACAGUCCGGAACGGAGAGCGACGAGCCCAUGUAUCUGCAUAUUGCCGGACCUCGUCCCGAAGGUGUAGCCCGUGCCAAGGAGCUUUGCGAUGAGCUUCUCGAGAAGGUAAAAGCCGACUACCAAGCUUUCAAGGAUCGACCACCGCAAAGCCGCAACUAUGGUGACAGAGAGGGCUACGGAAAUGGACGCCCGUCAUAUGGUGAUCGAGGCGACCGCGGUGACCGUGAUCGGAGCCAAAGCUACGGCGGCUAUGGCGGAGGCCAGAGUGCUUAUGGUGGACAUGGAGCUUAUGGAGCCUCUAACGACGCCAGAUCACCUUCUGCUGCUACUCCUGCUGAUCAGAACGCCCAAGCCGUCGACUACAACGCUCAGUACGCCCAAUGGGCCGCUUACUAUGCUCAGAACCCUGCCGAGGAUCCCUAUGCAGCCUACGGUGGCUUCGCGGCUGUCAUGGCUCAGUACUCACAAGCAGGUGCUGCCCAGCCUACUGCCGCAGCAGGCUACGGUGCGUACUAUGGUCAAGCUUACGGUCAGACACAGUCGCCUGCUCCUGGUGCUGGUGCUGGAGUACCACCACCACCUCCUCCAUCCGACAACACGGGCUAUGGAGCACCACCGCCACCACCGCCUCCCGCUGCUUCGCCUCCAGGUGGCUACGGCGCGGUUCCUCCACCUCCCGGUCUGUAA
Messenger RNA from Parastagonospora nodorum SN15, 1548 nucleotides. RefSeq lists its product as hypothetical. The transcript is spliced from 5 exons. The record is from RefSeq and is a predicted model, not a curated record. The coding region runs from base 1 to 1548 and encodes 515 amino acids. Lineage: Eukaryota; Fungi; Ascomycota; Dothideomycetes; Pleosporales; Phaeosphaeriaceae. Gene Ontology annotation, cellular component: nucleus. Gene Ontology annotation, molecular function: RNA binding.